Molecule: messenger RNA, 2086 nt
Organism: Triplophysa rosa
Lineage: Eukaryota; Metazoa; Chordata; Actinopteri; Cypriniformes; Nemacheilidae
Product: Immunoglobulin superfamily member
Exons: 3
Coding region: 1-669 (222 amino acids)
Cellular component (GO): membrane
Source: RefSeq, a predicted model, not a curated record
AUGGCUUUCCUCAGUUUAUUACCUCUUAGAGUUUUAUUCAGUCAUUUUGUUCAUUCUGCCAUCACAGGUGUGCUUCUUUCUGUCUGCCUAUUUGUAAAUGCUGCCGUAAUCCCUACACCAACUCAAACUGUCCCGAUUCCUCUUGUAACCUCUGAUGAAGAAGCAUCCGCUAAUACUCCUCCCAGCCCACAGGGGGCACUAUAUUUACAACAGCCUCCCAAAGAAAAAGCUGUGGAGGGUGAGGAUGUGGUGUUUCCCUGUUUACUAAAGAGUGAUGUGGAUGAAGAGGCCGCUGUGGAGAAGGUGAGCUGGUAUGUCUAUAGUUCAAAAGGAAGGAGGAAUGUUCUACAAGACAAUGAGACAUUGGAGGAUGCCUUCGCAGGCCGUGUGUUUUUGUCUGGUGAUGUGUCUAUGGGAGAUCUAUCGAUGACUCUCAGGAAUGUGUCUGUGGAGGAUCAAGGCCUUUAUUUGUGUGUCUUCAUAUCGACAAACUCAACUGUUCUACAGGGGGGCGGGACCAAACUCAGCAUCCGCAAAGAAUCGGGUGUGAUCGAAGAGUCUGUAGGCACUAUAAUUGGCAUUGUUGUGGCAGCUGUUGGCGUGGCACUAGGGCUGGUUGCUGUCAUACUGUCUCAGUUCAAGGACAAGCUGAACUGUCUGCAGAUGUGACGAGGGCAGCGGCCGUGGAUUAUGGAUGUUAGGAGAGUGCCGAAAAGGCCAAAGGUAAACAAGAACAAGCAGGCAUGCAUAAGCCAAGGUCUGAAUUAACCGCAGUAUGUGAUAGAAUGACAUCAGUGACAUUUAUCUCAACCAGCUGUGCCACUGAUACAUGAACCGUCUAGCUUUUGUGAACUUACGCUAAUUGAAACGUAAGCGCACAUAAUUCAUUGUAAGAAUAGGAUCAAGGGAACCGUGUGAAAAUAUUUGGAUUGUUGGAUGAAUGAUCCCUCAGUUCAUGAAUAUUUUUGGAGUUUUGACUGAAUGACAUACUACAUAUCAUAUCAUUCCAGUCUGGCUUAAGUAAGAUUUCUAAAUCAGCUUUACUGUAAUGCUGUGUAUUUAUGCUUGUAUUCCAUAUCAUUGUAUUGCAUGGCCCAAGUUUUAUAUGACUCCUCUAGAAGUUCCAGAUACAAAUCUUUUCAUUGUUUGUUUUGUCGGUGGUCAGCCAACAUAGAGGCAACAUAGAGACCACAAUUUUCCAAUCUAAUUUUCACAGAAUGUUCGUCAUUAUGUUGGAGGAUUUUAUGUCGAUAUCCAUAAAUCACCAAAAAUUACUUUAGAUGGGUUUUUAACAGGCAGGGUCACAUAUUAAAAAAAAUCCUGUAAAAAAAGGAAAUUUUCUGGCAGCUGAGGCGUAAAAAAAACGGUCUAUUUCUGUAAUUUUCCGGGUUUUGGCUGUAUUUUCAAAAAAUAAACUGUAACAAAAAACUCUUGGGGUGCCAGAAAUAUCAGCUGGGGUGCCAGUAAUAAACCAUAAAAAUAACAGUUUUCCUGCUAAAUUACAUGCUUUCCCUGUUUUUGCGGUCUUUUCCUGUAAUGUUUAGGUUUUUGACCGUAUUUUAAAAUACAUGUCAAAAAAUGUUGUUAUGCCGUUAAAUUUUUUUUUACAUUAUACGUGGAAAACCUGUAAAAAAAAUUUUUACAGAAUUAAGUCAUUUUUUUACAGUGUACAGACGGUAAUCAAAUCACAAAAAAUACAUGGGGUUACUAUACUUUUACAAUAAACCCAUGGUUCAUAUUUCUGAUGGGAUACACGGACCUUACAUCAACACAACAGUAAAGAACCUUUCUUAGGGGUCUGGGUUCAGCUUCCCUCAACACAUCUCAACACUACACUGAUGUUGUGCUUCAAAGUCUUGCUUUGACUGAACAAUGCAAUUGCAAACUUCUCAAUUUUCACCACCGUGCCCUUUGUAACACCCACCUGGGCCUAUCUUAACACCUCAAAAAUAGCUGGUUAUGUACUGAUGUAGCUGUGUACGCUUCUGUCCCACAGGCCUAAGUUUGUUUCGUGUGAAAAUCACCCGCUUUCCUGCCGACACAAAUAAGUUGUAUUAUUCAUGGUCUCUCUGGUGACUUGUUUCGU